This is a messenger RNA of Naumovozyma castellii, 849 nucleotides long. RefSeq names its product Kre9p (gene KRE9). Bases 1 to 849 code for a protein of 282 amino acids. The record is from RefSeq and is a predicted model, not a curated record. Lineage: Eukaryota; Fungi; Ascomycota; Saccharomycetes; Saccharomycetales; Saccharomycetaceae. The transcript has a single exon.
AUGUUCAGCUUUAACUUGUGCUUCUACCUGUGGCUUCUGCUUCAUCUGCACACGUCCCUAGCCGAUGUCAGCAUUCAAACACCCGAACAGGGCUCCUCAUACAGUCCGGGAUCCGACGGUACCAUCUCCAUCGACUUGGAAUGGGUAGACGAUACUGCUUCUCCCACUUUGGAUCAAAUCACAUACUACACCUUUACGCUCUGCACGGGACCUAACGAUGAAAUCGUCAACGUCAAGACUUUGGCUUCUCAAAUCACAGCGAGUCAACUAACCAUCGACUCAUCAGGUGACGACAAGAAGUACGGUUACACUUUGAGUAUCCCCAAGGCUGUCACGGGGAAUGGACAAUACUACAUCCAAGUUUUUGCUUGGUUGGAUAAUGAAGGGUCCACCAUCCAUUACACUCCAAGAUUCACCUUGCAGAAGAUGACGGGUGCCACUUCGUACACGUACACUGAUGCUACUCAACCUGCACCACAGACCUCGAUCCAUUACAACGAUAAUGCCAAUAAUAAUGGAGGUGACAAUGGGGGGACCAUCGACACUAGAUCAUUCACGGUUCCAUACACGAAGCAAAGUGGUAUCUCUAGGUUUGCACCCAUGCAAAUGCAACCGGGGACUAAGAUCACUAGGACUACAUGGACUAGUAAGUUCCCCACGAGUGCGGUUACGUAUUACUCCACUAUGAGAAAGUCAUUGAACCAAAUCACUACGUUGACCCCUGGUUGGUCCUAUACGAUCACAUCAGGAGUUAAUUAUGCAUCUGUCGCCGCCAUGCCAUCUGAGAAUGGUGGGUGGUACAACCCAUCUAAAAGAUUGACCCUCUCUGUGAGAAAGGUCAACAAUUAA